This is a messenger RNA of Hyaena hyaena (striped hyena), 3245 nucleotides long. RefSeq names its product calmin (gene CLMN). The coding region runs from base 35 to 3175 and encodes 1046 amino acids. Gene Ontology annotation, molecular function: actin filament binding. Gene Ontology annotation, biological process: nuclear migration. Gene Ontology annotation, cellular component: meiotic nuclear membrane microtubule tethering complex; cytoplasm; nuclear outer membrane. The record is from RefSeq and is a predicted model, not a curated record. The transcript is spliced from 14 exons. Lineage: Eukaryota; Metazoa; Chordata; Mammalia; Carnivora; Hyaenidae.
CGGCCCCGGCGCCCCGGCCCGCCGCCCGCGCUUCAUGGCUGCGCACGAAUGGGACUGGUUCCAACGAGAGGAGCUCAUCGGGCAGAUCAGCGACAUCCGCGUCCAGAACCUGCAAGUUGAGAGGGAAAAUGUGCAGAAGAGAACCUUUACUCGAUGGGUAAAUCUGCAUCUAGAGAAGUGCGACCCACCCCUAGAAGUUAAAGAUUUAUUCGUUGAUAUACAAGAUGGCAAGAUCCUAAUGGCUUUGUUAGAAGUCCUGUCUGGGCGGAAUCUGCUGCACGAGUACAAACCCUCGUCCCACCGCAUCUUCCGCUUGAACAACAUAGCGAAAGCGCUUAAGUUUUUGGAAGAUAGCAACGUAAAGCUGGUUAGCAUCGAUGCAGCCGAAAUAGCAGACGGCAACCCCUCGUUGGUUCUCGGGCUGGUGUGGAACAUUAUUCUCUUCUUCCAGAUUAAGGAGCUCACGGGCAAUCUCAGCAGGAACUCUCCAUCUUCCAGCCUGUCACCUGGCUCGGCGGGCACAGAUUCAGACUCUUCCUUCCCACCCACACCCACCGCGGAGAGGAGCGUGGCGAUAUCGGUGAAGGAUCAGAGGAGGGCCAUCAGGACCCUGCUGGCAUGGGUGCAGAGGAAAACGAGGAAGUAUGGGGUGGCGGUGCAGGACUUCGCGGGCAGCUGGAGAAGCGGGAUGGCGUUCCUGGCCGUGAUCAAGGCCAUCGACCCCAGCCUGGUGGACAUGAAGCAGGCCCUGGAAGACUCCAUGCGGGAGAACCUGGAGAAGGCCUUCCGCAUCGCACACGAGGCCCUUCACAUCCCCAGGCUGCUGGAGCCCGAAGACAUCAUGGUUGACACCCCAGAUGAGCAGUCCAUCGUGACUUACGUGGCACAAUUUCUGGAACAUUUCCCGGACCUGGAGGCUGAGGAUUUCGUGGAUUCGGAUAAAGAAGCCCCUAUCGAGUCCACCUUUGUCCGCAUCAAAGAAACACCUUCUGAACAGGAGAGCACAGUCUUCCUUCUGACCGAAAAUGGCGAGCGAGCCUACACCAUCAACCACGAAGCCAGCCACCCGCCGCCCUCCAAAGUCUUUGUCUGUGACAAGUCCGAGAGCGCGAAGGAGCGCUUCCUGGAUGGUGUGCCCAGUCGGGCGCUGACAGACAGCUCCACCGAGUUCAUGCACCAGAUCAUUGACCAGGCCCUCCAAGGGGUCCCAGGGAAGGCCAGCAGCACCAGUGAGCCGUCUCCAGAAUCUUCCAUCUUAUCAUCCAGAAAGGACAACCGGAGGUCCAACUCUUUGCCAGUCAAGAAGACCGUGCACUUCGAGGCGGACACGCUCAAGGAUGCUUCUUGCAGUAAAGACCCUUUCUACGGUCAAGACCUUCGCUUUGAAGGGAGCCCGAGAGGGACAAAGGACUCGUUGCUGAAGCAGGAUGGGGACGUCCUGGCAGUUGAGAUUGCCGAGGAAAAGCUGAAACCGGAAUCCCCAAAGGUUUCGGAAGCAGCCUCUGAUGAGUCGCCUGGUGACGAGUCUUCGGUGCACGGGGAGAUCAAUCAUUCGCAGACUUCCAAGAGUUGCCCCUCAUGGAACGGGUCACCAGAGGGUGCAGCCGACGGUGGGGAGGAGGAGAGUCGUCCCCUGUCGCCCCUCGGGGACAACACCGUUAUAGCUGACUCCUUGCAGAUCAAGGUCAAGCUGCUGACCGUAGAAGCGAUGGACGAGGAAGACUGUUUUGAAGGCAUACCUUUAAAAGCCUCGAAGUUCAACAGCGACCUAAUAGAUUUUGCCUCGACCAGCCAGGCCUUCGGUGAGGUUCCUGAGCCUCAUGAGAAGAAACCUGUCGAGGAAGAGGUUUCGGAGAAUCGUGCUGAGCGGUUGGGGAAGAGGAGAAGUAAAUCCGCGCACCAGAGGAAGGACUCGGACCAGUCCCCAGAGAGGCCUGACAAGCAGGACCCUGGGCAAGAAGACCAAGGCUGCUCUUUGGCCCCCGAGGAGGCGCCGGUGGAUAGAAAGCCGGAAGUGUACGAGAAGCCCAAGCGCAAGUCCACACGGCGCCGUCAGGGCGAGGACGAGGUGGAGAACGUCGGGCCGCAGGGGCUGGGCGGGGAGCUGCCCUCUGACCCCCCGAGCAGCAGUGCCAGCCUGGAGACCCUGCGCAGCCGCAGCGAGGAAGGCCUGGACUUCAGGCCCUCCCCGCCCUUGUCCAAGGUCUCCGUCAUUCCCCACGAGCUUUUCUACUACCCGCACUACGAGGUGCCCUUGGCUGCUGUGUUGGAGGCUUAUGCGGAAGGCUCGGAGGAUUUGAAACCCGAGGACCUGGAUAUGGAGGAGUCAGAGGACUAUCUGUGUGAUCUGGGGCCCGGGGACGAGGUGGAGGAGGCGGAGGAGGCCAGGGACGAGGUCGAGGAGGCCGAGGUCUCUCGGAACAGUUGUAGCUUCGAGGAGGUCCCCAAGGCCAUCAUCCCGGCCCCGAGUACCGACAGGGGUGCAGAGGGCACCGGACCAGCCUUGGAGCCCGCGCCCCCGUCUCCACAGGAAGACCACCAGCAAGAGGAGACCCAAGAGAGUGGCUCUGUGGAGGGCCAUCAGUCCCAGGAAUUCGGAAACUCGGGAAACUUAGCAAACUCUUUAGAAGAAAAGGUAAUGGGAGAAUCAACCAGCAGUAAAAAGAAGGAAAAAAGGAAGCACGUGGACCACGUAGAAAGUUCAAUGUUUAUAGCGCCCGGCACCGUCCGAUCCUCAGAUGACCUAGAAGAAGACACUGGUGACCACAAAGUGCUCUCCAGGACUAGUCACAGUGACUCCAGCAUUUACAUUCGACGACAUACUAACAGGUCUUUGGAAUCGGACCAUUUUAACUAUGUUCAAUUGAGGAAUGCAGCAGAUCUGGAUGACAGAAGAAACCGAACGUUAACCAGGUACAAUACUCAGAAGCUCACUGAGCUGAUGUUACAGUUUUAUGGCAUCAGAGCAGACAUGAAGAGGGAGUGCAAACAUACCAAGAUGUCUCUGAAAGCCAACGACUCCGGCGAAGCCAUGUUGCAGAAGAGCCGGAGCCCAAGGAGCGACUCUCUGACACAGUUUGUCCAGCAGCCGGAUAUGAUGUAUUUUAUUCUCUUCCUCUGGCUCCUGGUUUACUGCCUCCUGCUCUUCCCCCAGCUGGACGUCACCAGAUUCUGAUGCGCGUGUCUGCAUAAUAAAAACGACAGGCUCCUGACUGGGGGGCGGGAGCCCUUCUCACUUCCCUUUC